AUGCCUGUUAACCACACCGCACCACAGGGAGGUGUCCUCUCUGGCGCUAACCCGGCCACAUUCAACUCCACCGACCCCAUUGUGCUGUUUGUGAUUCAGGCCACCAUUAUCAUCGUAACUUGUCGAUUACUUGCAAUUCCUUUAGCCAAGCUGAAACAGCCAAGAGUCAUCGCUGAAGUUCUGGGAGGUAUCAUUCUUGGUCCAUCUGUCAUGGGCCGCAUUCCAAACUACAUGGACACUAUUUUUCCAACUGCCUCGUUGCCCUACCUUAACCUAAUUGCUACCAUUGGCCUUGUCUUCUUCUUGUUUCAAGUCGGUUUGGAAGUCGAUGUCAAGCUGAUCAAACGAGAUGUACGAAAGAGCCUGACGGUGGGUAUCAUGGGAAUGGCUCUCCCUUUUGCUAUGGGAGUCGCUGUUAGUUAUGGACUCUAUCGUCUUCAAAACGACCCUACCAUUCCUUUUGGCUCCUAUCUCCUUUUUUUGGGUGUUGCCAUGUCGAUUACGGCUUUUCCAGUGCUUGCCCGCAUCCUAGCAGAAUUGAGACUGUUGAAAACAAGCGUUGGUGCGAUCACCAUGUCAGCUGGUCUGCUCAAUGAUUGCACUGCUUGGGUCUUACUUGCUUUGGUGGUUGCCUUACUGAACGCAUCGGGAGGUCUGACUGCCUUGUGGGUAUUUUUAUGUGCUAUCGCAUUCAGUUUACUGCUUAUUUUUAUCGUGGGGCCACUCUACCAUCGUCUCUGUUUGCACACCGGCUCAUAUGAUAAUGGGCCCACUCCACUUGUCAUGACGGUAACGCUCCUGAUGGUUUUGAUAUCAGCCUUUGUCACCGACAUCAUUGGCAUUCAUCCUAUUUUUGGCGGCUUCCUGGCUGGUGUGAUCAUCCCUCAUGAAAGAGGUUUGGCUGUCAAGAUCACUGAAAAGAUUGAAGAUAUCAUCAACAUUGUCUUUCUUCCUUUGUACUUUGCCCUGUCGGGUCUUAAAACGCAGAUUGGUCUCUUGGACACAGGCGAAAUAUGGGGCUACGUAUUCUUGGUUAUUUUCGUUGCGUGCUUUGGAAAAAUCACUGGAUGUACAGCUGCGGCCAAGAUCAACGGUAUGAACUGGAGAGAAUCCUUCACGGUUGGCUUCUUGAUGAACUGUAAAGGUCUAGUCGAACUCAUCGUUUUGAAUAUCGGCAAAGAUGCUGGUGUGUUGAAUGAUCAAACAUUUGUUAUCAUGGUAGUAAUGGCCAUUGUGACGACAUGCAUGACUACACCAGCUGUCCUUUGGUUAUAUCCCGAAUCAUAUCAGAGACAACGUGCACGUGAGCUAGGUGAAGCGGGCAGCAAAAGUCCCAUGGAAGCGAUCUCUCCACAAGAGCCCAAUGAGGAAACCUACCGACUGAUGGUGACGCUCAACAAGCUAGAAACCGUGCCUGCUAUGAUGGUCUUGAUCCAGAUGUUACAGCAUGAUGCCAAUAGUGAAAGACGUCGUAGAAGAUCGCAUCAACACCCUCAACGAUGGCCACUCGUUCAAUUGCAAGUGCACGCCCUUCGAUUGAUUGAAUUGACGCAACGAUCGUCCGCUGUGAUGAAAAUUCAAGAUAGUGAUACAUUGGAAAGAGACCCGGUUUUGAGCGUCUUCCGAACGUUUGCCAAAUUAAGCGGCAUCAGACUGCAAGAUGAUGUGAACAUCACCACCCCCACUGAAUUUCCCAACGUUGUAACCGAUACUGCUCAAGAUGAACGAGUUAAUGCUAUUAUCCUGCCUUGGCAGCUUCUUUCCAAAGAUUGGACCGGUAAGGUUAACGAAGAUCUUCUAGAAGGGUCAUCGGAGUUCAGCAAGGAGGCAAUGGAUGGCGCCAGGGAUGCGGUCUUUGUUCGACGAGUGCUGGAAAAUUCACGACACACCGUGGCUGUUUUGGUCGACCGAGGCUACACCAAAACUGCUUAUUCCAAGACCAUCCUGGUUCCUUUCAUUGGAGGCUCUGAUGAUCGUGAAGCCAUCAAAUUUGCUCUUCGUAUGCAGACGGAUGGAGCUAAAAUUGUCAUCCUACGGUUCGUGAAAGAGGAAUUGAAUCAAGGCAACGAAAAGAAGUCACCCCACUCCAAUGUGGCCAGCAGUCGGAAUCCAAGCGUGCUUUCUAUUCAAACCUAUUUACAAGAAAUAGAUGCUGUGGCUUCGGACCAGACCUUCUUUGAUACCCUGACGGAGGACGGUGUUAUCCGCGAUGGACACGAAGUUAGCCACGAUACCAUCCCGGAACAUGAAGAGUAUAUUCAGGAUCUGCCUCAAUGCCAAACCAUCAAAAUUACCAAGGUCAAACAACAAAUUGCAACGUUUGUCGACGGCCUGCAAGAAAGUGACUUAGUCAUUGUUGGACGUCGCCGUCUGGACACCGACAAAGCCACCUUGGAGAGCGGAGUCAGUGAAGCUGGUAAAACUCUUGGCGGAGUAGCGCAAAUUAUUAUGUCGAUGAGAGCCAGUUUAUUAGUUGUUCAAGCAGCUCCUGGUUCUGAGAAUAUCACAGAAUACGCAUAGAAGUCCCCUCCCUGGCCGUAUUUUUCUGUUGUUGCUCUAUGGAUUAUCUAUACCAAAUGGUUUAUUUUAUCUUAAACCAACCACAUUUUUCCUUACCACAUAUGCCCUUACUCCAAGUGUCGAAAUUGCCAUUACUGUAGCCUAUUGGUUUUGAAAGACAGACCAACACUUUCUUUCCCCGCACUCCCAUCUGAGCCUAUUUUCUAGUUUUUCUCAUUAAUGCGGUAUGGCAUAAAUUGCAUUGCAGUACCUGCAGCUCUCACGCUUGGUCUUACUACCUAGCCAAUUCCCUUUGGUUUCAGCAUCUGUAAGGUAGCAGAGACUAUGAUGGAAUGCACAUUUUCAAUAAAACACACUCAGUUUCAUUAAA
This is a messenger RNA of Umbelopsis ramanniana AG, 2890 nucleotides long. RefSeq lists its product as uncharacterized. Gene Ontology annotation, biological process: proton transmembrane transport. Bases 1 to 2520 code for a protein of 839 amino acids. Gene Ontology annotation, cellular component: membrane. NCBI's taxonomy places the organism in Eukaryota, Fungi, Mucoromycota, Umbelopsidomycetes, Umbelopsidales, Umbelopsidaceae. The transcript is spliced from 7 exons. The record is from RefSeq and is a predicted model, not a curated record. Gene Ontology annotation, molecular function: antiporter activity.